Molecule: messenger RNA, 4068 nt
Organism: Penicillium arizonense
Lineage: Eukaryota; Fungi; Ascomycota; Eurotiomycetes; Eurotiales; Aspergillaceae
Exons: 5
Coding region: 1-4068 (1355 amino acids)
Biological process (GO): protein phosphorylation
Molecular function (GO): ATP binding; protein kinase activity; protein binding
Source: RefSeq, a predicted model, not a curated record
AUGGCGACCAGCACGUGCAUCGACACGCGCUCUGCGUACGGGACUCAGUACUCAGCUUCGACAAAUGAAGUAACCGAGUCGCAGAAGACACGUCGAAGCCAUUAUGAAUUGUUUCUCUUCAUUCAAGACCUACUACGGAGUGAUGGAGGCAUCAUCCUGGAGUUCCCGAUCGACGACUGGGGUCAAAAAGGGACCAUGGACAUUUCUCUGGGAGCUGGCGGGUUCUCGAGCGUCCAUCGAAAGAUCGCAAAGGGCCGCUGGGGGAAUCGCAGUGUCAUGGCAUAUAAGCGCAUCAACCCGCAUUUCGACCAGGAUGGCAGAUUUGACGACCAGGGCACUCUGGCACAGGUUGUCGACGAGCUGAAAUUGCUGGCAACACCGGGGAUUCGUUCCCAUCCUAAUAUUAACCAGCUGAAGGGUAUCUCGUUCGAGACACAGGAGCAUCGAAGCGAUGGUUAUCUAUUUCCAACAUUAAUGUUCGAUGCGACAUCAAUGGGCACUCUGCUCGAUUUCGUCCAGGAUCUUGUUAGCAUGGUCGACGGGCCCUACUGGGAGUGCUGUCUGGACGUUGCGCAGGGCCUGCAAGCUCUUCAUAGUCAGGGGUUUAUCCACGGAGAUGUGAAAUGCGAGAAUGUCCUUAUGUUCCCAACAAAUAAACUUCAAGGGCGCAAUUUCAUAGCGAAGCUGACGGACUUUGGCUGUUCGAUGACGGUGGAUGCGGUUGAGCCAAGGCAGUACACAAGACUAAGGGGGGCGACUAUCCCAUACGACGCCCCAGAGGCAGACGCUGAAAUACAGAGCGGCCAUCUUCCAUUCACAGACACCUACUCAUUUGGACUUUUGGUAUGGAGGGUGAUCAUCGAUGGAGCUGAUCCGUUCAAUGACCCGCGGUAUCGAUCUUCGACGACGGAUGAUGGUGCACGCUAUAACUAUACUCUCAUUCGAGAGGAUAAACGGAAUGGGAGCACCCUCAGCCUGGCACUGAAUCGAGUAUUUGACCCUGACCGCGCACUAUCCCCCGACACGAGAGAUGCCUUUGGUGAGGUGCUCAGUAUUGCUCUCAGCUCUAAGGCCACAGAAAGGGACCUUGGUCGCAUAAUUCAGAUACUGAGUCCUCCCCAGAAUUUUCCAAAACGAGCCUUUGGCCUUAGCCCACCAAACGCACACCUGUUGCGAGAGUUCACCAAGUUCGAAGCAGCGCGAUUCAGGGGGCACGCACAAGCAAGUCGCGGGCUGGCCGAAUGGAAGUCCAUACCACCGAAGGCAGACCAAUUCUACCAGGUAAUCCACAAGUAUGGAAAGCUUGGGUCAGACUUUACGGGCUUCGGCCUGUCCAGGCUAUCGCCCAUGUCAGAAGCAUUGAGGGAUAUCCUGGUGGCGAUCGAGGACGUAUACCGAACGUGCGGCCAGCCACUGCCAGUCAUUGCGCCUCCUUCGCUGUUAACAUCCGACGACCCGCAGAAGGACCCGCGGGAUGUCUGGGAUUCUAUGCUGCGCACCAUAUUCUUGAUAAGUAAGGACACUGGUGCAAUGGUGGGGAGAUCUGUGGGAUUCUUUCGACUAUUUUCGGUUAUGAAACCCCUCAAACAAGCAGCAUCCAGAAGCCUUAAGAUAGGUGCAUCAAUGAAUGCGAUGCUUGAACGAGCUCCAGCCCCCAGAAAGGAACAGUUUGGUGUCCUACAGGGCCUGUCUGACUUCGAUGGCGGAGUAGCAGCCGCGGACAUGGUGGCAAUGAUGAACGAGGAGACCAUGUCUAAAACAACAUCACAAUCCUUUGAGCCCUCUCGCAGUUUGGACUUUCACCUUCUGACUACUUGUCGCCUGCCGUUCCCACUACAGGCGCGACUCUUCGCUGAUGUCUCGUCUCAUGCACGAUCUUUGGCGGCCGGUUCGCACAGGGGGCCUGCGCUCAUGGAAAUGGCGAACUGCUAUAGUAUGGGCUUUGGUAUCGAACAGGAUCAAUCUCGCUAUUUUGCCAUAUUGAAAGAGUGCUGUGAAAUCGAAUACAAGCCCGCUCAACAGUCCUUAUCGCAAGUUCAUACCGCUAUCGGGCUGCACCUGGCCGAAUACAUGGAGUCUAGACCUGCGAUGCAAGACUCUAGUGGUACGGGAGACAAGGGUGACGUGAUCAAUAUGACUGUAUCUCAAAUCAACCAGCGCAACAGUGAUGGCGAUCUUCCAUUGAUAGCAGCGUGCCGAGCAGGGAAUCUUGACGUCGCCUGUCUUCUAAUUGAAAAUGGGGCCAAUUGUGCCCUAAGAAAUAAACUUGGAGAGACGGCCAUGCACUGGUUAUGGAUGUUCGACGACGCCUCGUUGCCGAGGAUCGUCGCUCAACUCGCUCACAGCGGCGCCGAUCCGAAUGCAGUUGCGAAAGAAAACCUUUUAUACACAGACGACUUCCAGUUUCCCUUGGUUCAGGGUACAGCAUUGCUCCGAGCUGUUUCACAGGGAAACAAGGUGGCGGUACGCGAACUGAUCCUGAACGGCGCAUCGGUUUCAGACGCUUCAGGUCCGAUGAUCUUUCAUAAACAGCGCCAUUGGAAUUUAGACGCAGUGCAGCUCGCCUGUACAUGGCACGACCCAGAGGUCCUGGAGAUUCUGUUGGACGCUUCGCCGUUUUAUCCAAUCAAUGCGGACACGGACAUUGGCCUUGGGUUAUUAUACUUCGCAAUUCAAUGCCAGAACACGCACCUCAGGAUGGCCCGAUACGCGUCCAGUCACGGCUCCCAACUACAGAAAACAAUCCAAUUACUCCUUCGCCGCGGAGCAACCAAUUCCGUGGACAGCGAUGGGAUGACAGUGCUUCAACUAGCCGUUCGCAGUGACAUGCCGGAAAUUCUAGAACAUGUUACUACCGUCGAUAUUUUUAUGCGGAACAUAGGCGCGCAAGUCAACGGCAAAACCGUGUUUGACUUGGCUAUCGCUACCGGUAGACCCGCCGUCUUUAACGCUAUCGUGCGAGCUAGUGGAAGUGUAUAUCAAGAUUCCGUGGCUAAGCAUACCCUUGUCAGCACAGUCAAACUUGCCCCCGGGAAUAACUAUUUCUUGAAGAGGACACUGGAGCUGGGAUUGCACUCCAUUACUCCAGAUGAUAGGAAUACGGCACUAAAGGUGGCUUUCCAAACGUGUCAAUGGGAAUUUGCAGAUCUCCUUAUGGAGCAUGGUGCGGAUAUUAACGGGCUUAGCCACAGUCAAGAGACAUCUUAUAUCGUGUUUACUGUGUUUGGAUCCGUGCUCUACAACGCAUCCGAGGCCAGUCUAGCUGCAAAGCUCGACUCCAUUUUGUCUCUAGCAACAAAGCACCACCAACAACCAGAAUACCUCGUAAUACCUGGAAUGCGUUCAUCCGCCCUCCAUCUUCUUGCCGGCAAAAUCUCGACCCUAGACCACGAUGAGGCUGCCCGGACAUACUCCAUCCUUCUGAAUAUAUUCCCAGGAAAGCAUCAUCUGGAGGCAAGGGACAGUCGAGGGUGGACACCGCUCCACAUGGCCGUUUCUGUACGCAAUCUCGUCGCCGUGCGCGCACUCCUUGAUGCGGGCGCAGACAUCAACAGCUUGGCGCUCUUCGAGGGGUAUCCGGUCGGGCCAUCACCGAAGGACAUGCUAUUCGGCCAGCUCUUUGCGGGAGGUUCCUUCAAUGACUUCUCACCCGCCUCGCGCAACAGGGGAGAUCGGGCACUAGAGCAGCUGAUCAAAUUGUUUUCGCAGGGGCGUUUCUCGCAAAUUGCGAAGCGUAGCGUGACCCUCCGAGCUGAGCAGCGAUGGAUAGUUCCCCCACAGCACAGGGAAGUAAUGGACUACGUCGAGACUUAUUCGUUGCAGCCUCGUCGGUCUCCACCGUCGGUGCCGACGUCUGUCACGGCUCAGUUCAUUGGUGCUGUGGCCUCCGGGGAGGAAGGUGAAUUCAUGCAAGGGUUUGACGUGUCCGGUGUCGAUAAGAUCCAGAAACGUAUCCAGUGGAACGGCGUGGAGAGUGUUCGCUUUUUACGCAACCAGGGGGUUCCAUUGCUGCGUGAUAUGGGGAUUUUGGAUGCUUAUCUAUGUGAUGAGCCGGGGAGAACCGGGUGA